UAUUAUACGAAUUAUUCCAUUUAUAAAUAAAUUGUUCUCUCUACACACAAACACGCACACAGUCUGUUAAUUACACGAGUUAAUUGUAACAUUUUUCUCGAUAAGUUGACAGAGCAAGGAAAAUGAGCGACGAACAUACCUACAAACUAAUCUACUUCAAUGCCCGUGGUCGUGCCGAACAUAUACGGUACAUAUUUGCAUAUACUGGCAUCGAGUAUACCGACGAGAGGAUCCCCGAAGAACUCUGGCCUGAAUACAAGGAUUCAAUGCCUUAUAAAAAGCUGCCUGUGCUGGAGAUAGACGGGAAACCGGUAGCCCAGAGUAACGCUGUGGCGCGAUACUUGGCGAGGAAGUACGAUCUAAUGGGAAAGGACGAAUGGGAUGCGAUGAUAUGCGACGAGCUCGUCGAUACUCUUGGAGAUUUGAAGCAAGGUGAGUAACUGAUGAGAUGACUUUGCGUUUGUCUCACCACAGAGACAGACGUUCAAGAAUUCAUUGUGAAAAGACGAGUACAAACAAGAUACGUAUGUCUUUCCGUUAAGCGAAUGUUACAGUUUGUUUGCAAAAGUCAGUUUUUAGAUUAUAGAAUCGUAGAUAGAAUUUAGAGGAUAGAAACUUUUAGUAGUCACUUUCAGUUUAGUAAAGUCUUAUCGACAAUAAGCAGACUACGUUAUGAUACAACGAUUCCAACUGAAGAUUUCUAUCGACAUCACGAAUUCGAUGGCUUCCAAAUUUUCUUCUCUGUAAUCUCAGACGCUCAACUCGAAAGAAUCUUUUAGAUCCCCCGACAAACACUCGACUCAGGUUAUCUAUUAUCGUAAUCUUCCUACGGGAUUUUUUUUAACUGCGUUGCGUUAACGAAUAACGGGAUAACAUCACGUUUCUCUCAACGCCUUUCAACGUUCUACAACUUUUAUUCUUUGCAAAUCCCUGUCUCUAUAUGAUAAACGCUGGUUAUCCGCGGAAGGAGCGAGGACAACGAAGUGUUACUCGAUGAUCAAAGACAGGAAGAUCCUGGUACGCGAUAACGUUACUAAUUUCCAAUUACGAUAUGUGUGAUUACGUAACAUCUGCUGUCUGCAUAAUGCGUUAACGAUCCGCGCGUUGAUCGCAUAAAUAUAAAUCGAAGGGAAUGGAAUCGCUCGAAACUCAUGCAACUAUCCGCAGGUGUUUAAAAUCGUGUUUCUACACCGCCAACGUAACGUCACGCCAGUCGAAUCGAAAAAUUAUUACUAGACAGAGAAGGUGAACAAAAAACGAGGUAAAUAGGCUACCGAUUGAAUAAUAUCAUAACGAUCGUAUCUCUGGUUUUUGCUCGUCUUUUAUAUUUGUUUCAAAUGUAUAAAAUAUAAUCGUAUCGAUAUCGUCCACGAUUAAAGCCAUCCAUCCGCCAUCGACGAGGAACGAACGAUUAUAUUUUAUCAUUUAUGCGAAUCCUUCUCUUCUCUUCUUUCUCUAUUUACGCCCCUCGCCUUGCUUCGUACCGCCGAUGAUUCACAAUUCGAUGCACCUGAACAGCUGGAACGUCGCAGAUUUUUCCGUACGAUAACAAACGUGUUUUUGAUGGCCUGCUUUAAACCGUGACGAU
Messenger RNA from Bombus huntii, 1588 nucleotides. Its product is annotated as hematopoietic prostaglandin D synthase-like. Gene Ontology annotation, molecular function: glutathione transferase activity. Bases 123 to 440 code for a protein of 105 amino acids. Lineage: Eukaryota; Metazoa; Arthropoda; Insecta; Hymenoptera; Apidae. The record is from RefSeq and is a predicted model, not a curated record. Gene Ontology annotation, biological process: glutathione metabolic process. The transcript has 2 exons.